Molecule: messenger RNA, 3357 nt
Organism: Helicoverpa armigera (cotton bollworm)
Lineage: Eukaryota; Metazoa; Arthropoda; Insecta; Lepidoptera; Noctuidae
Gene: wwk
Product: anoctamin-8
Exons: 24
Coding region: 307-3255 (982 amino acids)
Source: RefSeq, a predicted model, not a curated record
AAAAUGGCGGCCAAAAAUCAAUUUUGAAUUGUGACAGCCGCGACCGCAGUUUUGUCACACAAUAAAUUAUUUAUCAAGUAAAUAAAGCGCGUUCUCGGCGUUAGUAACUAGAAUGUUAGUCGCUUUUGUCCCUUAAAUGAGGCGUGACACUUUUUCUGUUUAAAUCGGAGCAAAAGUAUCAACAUAUGAUCGUAGUUACUAUAAUAGUCGAUGAUGUAAGAAACAGUAUUACCGAAGGUCUCGUAGAUCUCGCGAGUGUAUAGUUGCAUUGUUAUUGUCUCGAGGACUGUUGAAAAACUUUUCGCCAUGGAGGGUGAAGAUGGGAGUGUGGGGAAUCCCGAAAAAGAAGACUAUGAGAGCAGUUCCCAUUCAACCCCGCAAGAACACAGGUCUUUUGCGGAGUUCGCUAAAGACAAGCUGGAUAGUGCGGGCCGAGAGCUGAGACGUCGCCUACCCAUGGCUGGUCAGCUUGGUGCCCACUUGAUGCAUCCUCGACGCCUGCUUCUCCACUCCACACCUACACAGCAUACUGAUGUUGUCUUGAUAUUCCCUAAAGGUCUACCAGACAGUAUGCUGCUAUGGCUUCUGCAGAAGUUGCGUGGAAGUCGACCGAGGCUGCGAGUGUGCGUUCGGCAGCACGCGUCCUCACAGUGCUCUGCCUUCUACAUUACUGCUGAUGACGAUGUGCUCCUGCAAACGGCUGAAGAGAUGCACCUACCAAAACAACUGAAACCAGAAUUCGGAGGUGGUUACAAAGAAUUCACAGUUCGAGACAUGCACUGUUUUCAAAAGGGUUCCUCAGCGGCAGAACUGUUGAACUCACAAGAGCGAGGCGCUUUAGUGAAGCAUGCUUUAGAGUCGGCUCGUGCGGAACCCGGCGACGAGCAUGCGUUAGAACCGGCACUUACGUUGAGGCCUGGACAGAGUAUUGUGCCAGCAUGCGUAAGCAGAGGUGUAGUGGCCAGUAUGUUUCCUCUACACGAGAGGACCGCUUUGGAGAACCUCAGAAGGAAAUGGGUUAAAACCUUGUUUUCUCCACAGCCUAUAGAUGAGAUUAGUGAAUAUUUUGGUGUUAAAAUAGCAAUGUAUUUUGCUUGGCUUGGUCACUACACACAGUCUUUGACCGUGCCCGCAGUUGUAGGCUUUAUAUUUUGGAUUUGGCUCGGCACAGCAAAUGAUAAUUGGAAAGACAUAGCUUAUGUAUUAUUUUCGCUAUUCAAUGUACUCUGGGCGUGCGUUUAUUUAGAAACGUGGAAGAGAUAUUCAAAUGUGCUGGCAUAUAAAUGGGGAACAUUAGACCAGAGGGAUGAGCUUCUGGUAGAACCAAGACCAUUAUUUCAGGGAGAAAUGAGCACGAGCUCAGUGACGGGACGUCCGGAGCCAGUGUACGCGGCGUGGCGGCGUCGUGUGUGGCGGCAUUGCGUGUCGUUCCCGCUGAUGUGUGUGUGCCUCAGCGUGGCCGCUGUCGCUACCUUCGCCUUGCUGAGAGCUCAGGAUUGGUGGGAAACAAACAUAAUAUAUUUCACGUGGAUACCGCGCGCUUUACUCGCUAUUAUCAUAGCGGUUGAAGAGGAGGUAUACGCCAGAAUAGCGAGGUGGCUCAACGACAAAGAGAACUAUCGACUCGAGACAAAGUAUGAGAAUCACCUGAUUGUGAAAAUAGCAUUGUUUCAAUUCCUCAACUCAUUCAUGAGUUUGUUCUAUAUUGCGUUCUACUUGCAAGAUAUGGAUAAAUUAAAAGAGCAACUAGCAGUAUUAUUGAUAACGAGACAAGUUAUUGGGAACUUAAAAGAGUCUGCUCUGCCUUAUUUGAUUGAGAACUUGAGGCUCGCCAAGAUAUGUGUCGAUGUUUUUGGUGCUAUCAGCCCGAGUAAAAUACCAACAUCAGCUCAACUAACAGAACUAUUCGACAAAAAGACAGAUUCGUCCGGUGAUCCUCCUGAAAACAGUCUAGUCAAUGGUGCCGCGGAUAAAGAGGAUAGACGGGAUUCCGAGCCCCUUGUGGGACAGAAAGUCAUACACCAAGCUGAGUUGGAGUCACAGUUGUUUAGGUACGACGGCACAUUCGCGGAAUACCUAGAGAUGUUAACACAGUUGGGCCACGUAGUUCUAUUCUCGUCGGCCUUCCCACUGGCGGCGGUGUGUGCGUUACUGAACAACGCCGCAGAGAUACGUGCUGACGCCUUCAAAUUGUGCCAUGUGGCGCAACGACCCUUUGGCGAGAGGGUCAAGAGUAUUGGGAGUUGGCAGCACGCAAUGGAAGCAAUGGUAGCGGUAGCCGUGUUAGUAAAUUGUGCUCUGAUUGGUCUAUCUGGACCAGUACAUAGAAUGUUACCCGACGCCACUCCCGCGCAGACCAUACUCGUCAUUGUGGCUUUAGAGCACGUGAUCCUAGUAAUAGUACUAGCGCUGCGCAUCGCGAUCCCCGAGAUCCCAGCGUGGUUGGCGACAGAGAUGGCAAAGGUGGAGUUCCAGCGACGAGAGGCUAUCAAGAAUGCACAAGCACCGCUUAUGUCGGAAUGUACAAGCCAAGACGACAUUCGGCCGUCAGCUCGCAACACGCCGCGUACAGUUACACCGACCACUCCUAAACAGCCCGCAAACGACAAAACUGUGGAUAAGAAGAAAUUGUUCAUUGGCAAGAUACCUGAAAUACCGCCUUUUAGGCCUAAAGCGGCUUCUAUAACAGCGACGGAGCCUCCCGUCACGGUGACAGGGUCACUACAGACUCUGCAGGACGUCAGCCCCACAAAACCUAUACGACGUAAGGAAGUGGUCCCGGGUGCUCCGUUAUCACUCUUAGGUGUACGAGGGUUGAGAGACGAGCCGCUGCAUCGCUCCGCGCACUGCAUCCCGCAUCCCACGCAACAUCGACCACUAGUCAACCCUACACUACAGGAGUUAUCAGGCAGUGUAAGCGCGGGCGGUUCGGAGCCCGACCUCAACGCAGUGCCGUCCGCCGCGCCCUCUAUCGACGCCAGCGCCACCUCCAGCGAGGACGACAAGCCUAAGGAUAAAGGCAGUCGUUCCCGCGCCAAGGCGGCGCUGGUGAAGCGCGUGCGCUCGGUGGCGGUGUUCUCGCUGGGGCUGCGGCGAGCACGCGAGGCGGCCGCCGCCGGCGACAAGCACGCGCAUACGCCGCACACACCUGAUAAGUCCGGGGGUCUGCCAGCGCCGAUGUUAGGCGGCGAGUUAUCCCUCAUCCCUAUAGAACAGCUGAUACAAGUGGAGGAUGUGAAGCCUCGCUCCACGUAGGCAACCACCUUUUGUACGUACAUGCUCCCCUAGUCCUUCUGUCUUUCAGUCUGUUGAAUAAACGCGACUUUUUUCACAUUAUUUCUUGAUUUAUUCAAAAAU